Messenger RNA from Oenanthe melanoleuca, 1479 nucleotides. RefSeq names its product SH2 domain containing 5 (gene SH2D5). Bases 169 to 1392 code for a protein of 407 amino acids. Gene Ontology annotation, cellular component: postsynaptic density. Lineage: Eukaryota; Metazoa; Chordata; Aves; Passeriformes; Muscicapidae. The record is from RefSeq and is a predicted model, not a curated record. The transcript has 9 exons.
UUGUGUCUGUCCCCUCCCUCCUCGCAGGGACAGUGACCGAGGGCCGGACCCAGGUUCUCCGUGCUUUCUCCAGCACCAUCACCCUGAAGGGCUCUGGAUAACUCAGAUGUGACAUCAGAGUUGCUUAACCCCGUCCUGAUUCAGCCUUCACGCCCAAGCCCCGCUGCCAUGAAGAAGAAGCCGGGCAAUGGGCGGGGGCCGGACCCUGCGGCCCCCCAGCAGCGAGCCCGCUCUGUCACCAAACCAGCGGAGUACGUGGGAUCCUUCAUGGUGGAGGAGCUGGACCCGCAGCAGCGAGCGGGGCCACUGGAGGAGCAGCUGCGGGCGCUGAAGGACUGUCCCAGGAGGAGGUCGGUGGUGCUGAGGUUCAGCUUGCAGGGGCUGAAGGUCUACAGUGCUGAUGGGGAGACGCUGCUGAUGGCACACGCACUGCGCCGCAUCCUGUACAGCACCUGGAGGCUCCCCGACCGCCAGUUCGCCUUCGUGGCCCGCAACCCCCACAGCCCCCCCAGCACCCUCUUCUGCCACCUCUUCGUGGGGCUCCCGGGAGAGGUCCAGACCCUGCACCUCCUGCUCUGCCGCUCCUUCCAGCUCGGCUACCUCCUGGCGCACCCCGAGGAGCAGGCGGGCGAGGGGGAGCUCCCGGGGCCGGGGGUGCUGCGGGAGCCCCUCAACCCCGAGGAGGUGUCACGAAAUGUCAACGCUCUCGUGUCCUUCCGGCGCCUGCCCGCGCCCGGCGGCCUCGGCCCCCUGGGCCCCGGGGACCGGCGGCCGGGGGCGGAGGGCAGAGCCUGGCGCCCGGGCAAUCCCUACUGCUCCCCCGUGCUGGUGCGCAAGAAAGCCAUUCGGAGCAAGGUGCUGCGCUCGGGAGCCUACCGGGACUGCGGGGGCGAGGGGCAGCUCCACCAGCAGCCCCGCGACGCCGGUGAGUGGGAAAGCAAAGGGGCGAGGAGCUUGGCCUUCCUGCCCGAAAACGAGAGCGUCCUCGCCGAGAGCGUGUGGGCCUUCGCCGGCAUCGCCAGGGCCGCCGGGGUGGCUCUGCUGCGGCGGGACGUGCCCGGCGCUUUCCUGCUGCGCCCCGAGCCCGGGCUGCCCAGGCGCUGGUGCCUGUGGGUGCGGGCGCCCUGCGGGGUCGUGUCCUACGGCCUGGUCAGGACACACCAGGGCAGGUUCUGCGUGGAGCACUCCAAUGCCGAGUUCGCCAGCGUGGCCGCCCUCCUGGCCCACUACUCCGGGCCACCGGGCGGCUGCUUCUGCCGCCUGGGCCGCGGCCGAUGCAACCCCGGCUACGAGGAGCGGGACCCCGGCGGCGGGGCCGGCAGCAGCGCCGGGGCGGGGGAGGCCGCCUGGGCCCCCGCCGCCCCCAUCGGGGUGCAGCACGAGCGGGGGUAGCCCGGCCGCUCGCCGAGCACGGCUGUCCCCCGACACCCCCAGCUUUAACUCGCUGCCGCCUGCCUUAUCCCCCUGCCCGGGCUGUCG